This is a messenger RNA of Camponotus floridanus (Florida carpenter ant), 1247 nucleotides long. RefSeq names its product transmembrane protein 177. The coding region runs from base 38 to 949 and encodes 303 amino acids. Lineage: Eukaryota; Metazoa; Arthropoda; Insecta; Hymenoptera; Formicidae. The transcript has 3 exons. The record is from RefSeq and is a predicted model, not a curated record.
CUAUAUCAAAUAUUUGUUAACAGCCUUGUAGCAAAAAAUGAAUAUAUUUUCAUUUAAAUAUAGAAACUUAAUCUUGGGUAUAACAGCAACUGCUGUUGGAUAUUAUGCAGUUCUCAUGCCACAUACUAUCUUUUUAAGUAAAUACAGAUUUAUAGUAGCCACGUAUUAUCAAAUGGGCAAAGAAAUCCCCGUAGGUUUUAAAAUACAGCAGAGAAUCCAGGAAGUAAUGAACGAUUUAAAACUAUCCGAUGACAUUAGGAAUAUUAUACAGCCCUUCAGUGUGUUUGGUCUUGAUUUAUUUCAUGCUGGGACCCUCAAUAACAAGUAUGGAGCGAUACUGGGAAUUCCUGCCAAUUUUACUAAUACGACAGAACAACUCUACAAGAACAUGCAAGUUAAGGAGCAGCGGAUAGACUGGACGCGACAAGACGCACAAAGCUUGUUGAAUGGGGUGACGCUCUCGGAGAGUGCGCAAAAAUUCGCGAUAGCGUGCGAGAUUCUGCGAAUUCAGGCGGAGGAGCCAUAUUUCAAUUCAUACCUCUCAGCUCUGAUUAUAACAAUAUUGUGGACACUUUAUAACGCUAUAACAUACAAAUUCAAAUUGCGUGGCCAGAAUGUGGUACUGUGUCGAACACUUUACUCGAGUUUCACCAUAGUGGGUGCGAUAUCGUGGUUUGGAAUCAAAGAUUAUCGAAGUUAUCAGCUUGACAAGAAGGACGAUGAAGCCUUGUGUAAUCUAGGAGCAGAGUAUGUUAAAGGGGGACAAGAAUUUUUUGAGAAAACGUUAAUUAGAAACAGAGCCUUAAGAUCUCUCUUAGGAGAGGAAGGAAAACGUAUAUAUACAGCUUAUGGAAAUGAAAAGACUCUUUUGAGGGAGAAACACGUGCCACUUUCUCACAGAAAAGACUUUUUUGAUUCACGUCUACAACAUUUAGAAAACGUGAAAUGAAUAUUUUUUUCGCAUUUACAAUAACUAGAAAAAGCGUUCUUUUUACAUGAUAUUCAAUUCAUCCGUUUCAUGCUUUUUGCUGCACUUGUAAUCAGCGAAUCCAUUUUUCUACAAUACUUAAAAAAAACAUGCCUUUUCAUUUAAUUAAUUGUGAUUUGACCGCUUUUUGUUAAUCAAGAAAUUCGUAAAUGCAUCGAAAACUGUAAAUGUACGCCAUUACAUGUAGAUAUGUAUAUUUCUUAUGUCAUUAAUGUCAACGCAGAAUGUUAGUGAUAAUAAACUGUUACUAUUUGAAAUA